Puma concolor (puma) is the source of this 827-nucleotide messenger RNA. Lineage: Eukaryota; Metazoa; Chordata; Mammalia; Carnivora; Felidae. The record is from RefSeq and is a predicted model, not a curated record.
AUGGAGAUACCAAAGAGAACCCUGUACAGUAAGAAAUAUGGCGUGGACCUCAUCAGAUACACCCAUGCAGCAAACACAGUCGUUUACAGCUCUAACAAAAUAGACGAUACUAUUCGUUACCUGUCCUUGCAUGACAACAAAUACAUCAGAUACUUUCCUGGACAUAGCAAAAGGGUGGUGGCCUUGUCCAUGUCACCUGUGGAUGACACUUUCAUUUCUGGGUCUCUUGAUAAGACCAUUCGACUCUGGGAUCUCCGGUCUCCUAACUGCCAGGGCCUCAUGCAUCUACAAGGCAAGCCAGUUUGUUCCUUUGAUCCAGAAGGGUUAAUUUUUGCUGCAGGUGUCAAUUCUGAAAUGGUCAAACUUUAUGACCUUCGCUCUUUUGAUAAGGGGCCAUUUGCGACUUUUAAGAUGCAGUACGAUCGGACUUGUGAGUGGACAGGACUUAAGUUCAGCAAUGAUGGUAAACUCAUCCUCAUCUCCACCAAUGGCAGCUUUAUCCGUCUCAUCGAUGCAUUCAAGGGAGUGGUGAUGCACACCUUUGGGGGUUAUGCCAACAGCAAAGCUGUCACUCUGGAGGCCUCAUUUACUCCAGACUCCCAGUUUAUUAUGAUUGGUUCAGAGGAUGGCAAGAUCCAUGUCUGGAAUGGAGAGAGUGGUAUAAAAGUAGCCGUGUUGGAUGGCAAACACACAGGCCCUAUUACCUGUUUGCAGUUCAACCCCAAGUUCAUGACCUUUGCCAGCGCAUGUUCCAACAUGGCCUUCUGGUUGCCCACCAUCGAUGACUGACCUUGGUGCUGCUCGGCUGUUUCUGUACAGUGAGGGUG